Messenger RNA from Carassius auratus (goldfish), 3645 nucleotides. Its product is annotated as excitatory amino acid transporter 2-like. The transcript is spliced from 11 exons. Gene Ontology annotation, molecular function: neutral L-amino acid transmembrane transporter activity; L-glutamate transmembrane transporter activity; glutamate:sodium symporter activity. The record is from RefSeq and is a predicted model, not a curated record. Bases 522 to 2654 code for a protein of 710 amino acids. Gene Ontology annotation, biological process: L-glutamate import across plasma membrane; L-aspartate transmembrane transport. Gene Ontology annotation, cellular component: plasma membrane. Lineage: Eukaryota; Metazoa; Chordata; Actinopteri; Cypriniformes; Cyprinidae.
UCUUUAUUAUUGCAAAGGUUAACAAUUUUUAAUGAAUUUAAGUCUUUGUGCCUUACUUGUUGACUGUCAUUACUCAAUGUUUCACUAACAUCCUGACCUUAAAAUCACUUACUUGGUUACAACACGUAACCUCCUCUCUAAAAAUACAAAGCAGCUCUCCAACAAAGGGAUUAGCAGAAUGUAGCAGAGCUUCAUUUUUAUACAUGCGGUUCUGGCAUGUUGUUGCCUGCAUUUGAAUGUGGAGACCUUUGUGAAAACAGGUUUAAGCUCAAAAUGAAAAAAAUGUGAGGUAUUGUAAAAGGGAUGCAGACUCACGGGUCAUAAGCUUCUCUUUCUCACUCUUUCUCUCUCUCUUCUCCACAUGAGGCUUCACAGAGGAUUAUGUUUGUGCAAUUGAAACUUGGCAAAUGACUUCCCUCCCUCACCCUCCAAAAAAACAAACAAACCCAAAAACAUUUCAGCAGUGCUGCCAAUCCGUCUUUAUGUCUGAGCAGCAACUGUUGUUAUAGUUUAAAUCUGACAUGAAGAACAAACAGAUGAACAGGACAGGGAACAUCCAGAGAAAGAAAGAGAAAUGCAGUUCAAAGAGUCAGAAUCAAACAACACCGAAAAACGGUAAGAAGGGAAAGGGCAAAAAGGCCAAGACGGGAAACUCGGACAGAAUGACGAAUAAGCAUUUGGGCAACCAGAAAAGUGCAGCAUUGCAGAUGGAAGAUCGAGUGGACGCAGAAUUACAAGGCAACACAAACCAACAAUGUGGCUGGUUUUCACGCAACCUGCUCCUUGCCCUCACCGUGCUAGGUGUUAUAGCGGGCACAGUGCUGGGCAUGAUGCUGCGUUAUAUUCCUGAUCUGGACGCAAACACUCUUAUGCUGGUUUCGUUUCCGGGAGACCUCCUAAUGAGAAUGCUGAAGAUGCUCAUCCUGCCUCUCAUCAUUUCCAGUCUCAUCACAGGCCUGGCCGGUCUGGAUGCUCGCUCCAGUGGAAGAAUGGGCUCCAGAGCAAUGGUGUACUACAUGUCCACCACAGUAAUCGCUGCUGUUCUAGGGGUCAUCCUGGUGCUUGGAAUACACCCUGGGAACCCAAAACUCAGGUCCAGUCAGUUCAGUUCCGCCCCCAAGAACCAAGAAGUCAGCAGUAUGGAUGCCUUUCUGGAUCUGAUCCGGAACCUUUUCCCUGAGAACCUGGUCCAGGCCUGUUUUCAGCAGGUUCAAACGGUGCUCAAAAAAGUAGCCGUCCCAGUCCAGAACCAAACUGAACCGAUCCUUGUCAACAGGAAAAAACUGGAAAUGAAGUGGGGAAUGAAUGUUUUAGGUUUGAUUGGGUUCUUCAUCACAUUUGGUAUCUACAUGGGGAAAAUGGGCGAGAGGGGGAAGCUCAUGAGUGAUUUCUUCAACAUCCUUAAUGAGAUCAUCAUGAAGAUGGUGUCCAUGAUCAUGUGGUACUCUCCAGUAGGCAUUGCCUCCCUCAUCUGUGGGAAAAUUGCUGCUAUCGGUGACCUGGAAGUGAUGGCGAGGCAGCUGGGCAUGUACAUGGUCACAGUCAUAGUCGGCCUCAUCAUUCACGGCGGCCUCAUCCUGCCAGUCAUAUUCUUCGCCGUGACUCGGAAAAACCCCUUCACGUUUUACUCUGGUAUCUUCCAGGCGUGGAUCACUGCUCUGGGAACGGCCAGCAGUGCUGGGACAUUGCCAGUGACUUUUCGGUGUCUGGAGGAGAAUCUAAAUAUUGACAAGCGUGUGACCCGCUUUGUGCUGCCCAUUGGAGCCACCAUAAACAUGGAUGGCACUGCACUCUAUGAGGCCGUAGCAGCCAUUUUCAUCGCCCAGAUGAAUGACAUUUCCCUCGAUGGAGGACAGAUUGUCACUGUUAGUAUGACAGCGACUUUAGCCAGUGUGGGAGCGGCCAGUAUUCCCAGUGCGGGUCUGGUCACCAUGUUGCUAAUCCUGACCGCUGUGGGCCUUCCAACCCAAGACAUUAGCCUGCUCGUCGCUGUCGACUGGAUUCUUGACAGAAUGCGUACCUCCAUUAACGUAGUGGGCGACUCUUUCGGGGCGGGCAUUGUGGACCACCUAUCACGGGCAGAGCUCGCCUUGAUCGACGGGGAGAUCCCUCUAUCAGACGCGGAGUUUGUCCCCCCUCCACCCCUCCUCACUGAAAUAGACCUCAUAGACCCUCUCAAACCACCCGAACUGCCCCCCCGCUCCCCGCGCCCCCCAAAGCUCAACCAUCACGCCCCGUCUCUGACCCCUUCACAGUCUCAGUCGUACUCUAUCCCGCACUCGCCCCGCUCCGUCCGCUCUCCAUCACCUCACUCCAUCCGCUCGCCCUCCCCUCGCUCCGUGUGCUCUCACUCCCCGAGGCCUUUCCGAACACAUUCCCCUCGCCUUUUACGCAGGACAGAGCCUGGAUACUGCGCCCUGCCCACUCAUGACAACCAGAUUACCACUCUUCCCAGAGGUUUCCGAGAGAGAGGCAGAGACCGGGAAAGAGACAGAGAAAGAGAGAGACUGCGCGAGCGGGAGCGGGAUAAAGGGAGCGAGACUGAGGAGGACGAGGAGAAGGGAAGAAUGAUGGAUGUGGCGAGUGACGGAGAAGAAAGCGACGACACGGCGUACGACAGGCGCCACAACAUCCCACUUUGUGACCUGCCCUGAAGGGAUCCACAGACAAAGCUGCAGCACAUUUCCACAAUACUUCUUCCGUAUCUCAGAACCCACCUUUCUGGGUGAACGCUGGCAUUUUUGUUGUUUUGGCAAAGACUUUGAGUACCUAGGUUCGUUGUGUGUUUGUUUUGCAUUGAGAAACGUGAUGUAAGUCAAUGGAGGGUUCACUGUGUUUCAGCUUUAUAGUCUAGCAACUGUUUGUAACUGUAAACCGGAUGAGUGGCUCCGCGCGUUUAUUGCACGUGCUCUGCCAAUCUUGACUUUAUUUAUUCGUUGACUUCCCUGUCAUAUAAUUUAUCUAGGCUACUGGGAUACUGGUUAUAAGAAUGGAUGUCACUGCACUGCUCUGUAAAUCCCAGACUUACUCAAUGGUUUAGGGAAAAGAUAGCCUUGACUCACUUGAGCUGCCUUAGUUUACUUUUAUAGACUAGAUGUCCUCUGUUCAGUUGCCAGUGCAACAUAAACAAAAUGACAACAGGCCGUUCAAAUGAGUCGAAGCAGUUGGUUCCUAUAAACAGUCCGAAGUUGUUCCAAAUCUCCCGUUUUAUGAUUUGUUGGGUUCUUCUUUUGACGGUGGCGAGGACGUCACAAGCAGCUCUGAGUAACAUGAUCCAUUUUCUCAACGUACCCCUCAUGUUCUUUUCCAUUUCCGUGUGUCUUUAAAAUGUGAAUCAUACACUGAAACAUCAUUUGCAUGUACAGAUUUACCAAUACACUGUUUAUAUUAGUGGGUGUGACUAUGACAUCAGGCUUACACACCUCAGCAUUACCAGAAGUGUAAAUGCAGUUACACAAAUCUGACAGCCAACUUUAUUGUUCUUGCACAAGUCGUCCACGGUCAUGCUGUAUGAACGCCAGUGCAGUUUUCACUCACAUCCAGUCCAUUAUAAAAAUAAAAUAAAUAAAAAAACACACAAAUUAGAUUUUUUUUUCUGUAGUUACUUUUCAUACUUAACAACACAUUGCCAAAUAAUUGCAAUAU